Molecule: messenger RNA, 2955 nt
Organism: Darwinula stevensoni
Lineage: Eukaryota; Metazoa; Arthropoda; Ostracoda; Podocopida; Darwinulidae
Source: the annotation of a GenBank genome assembly
AUGAUGUACCACCCAGACAAAAAUAUGGGAGACAGAAAAUGCGAAGAGUUGUUCAAGAUAUUGCAGAGAGGAAAAGAGAUUCUUCUGAAUGCAAAUGAAAGAUCCAAUUACGACUUACAUCCCAGUGACAAUAAUGGAAGCGACUUAAACACAACUCCUCCAGACCCAACUGGUAUGAUGAGAUUGAACGCUGGCCAUCGCCUAUCAGAAGAUUUUAGGGAAAAAAUGAAGCAAUGGUAUGCUGAAUAUGAGCAAAUUGCCCUCAUCGCUAAUUAUGGCGACAUCAAGGAAAGUGUUGAUGAAUGGGCAAAUGAAUUUAUACAAAACGUUGGAGUUAACUUACCAAGAGACAAGAAACCACCAUUCAAUGAAGAAGCAUACCAAGAGAAAUGCUCUGAACAUGUGGAUCUAUUGGAAGCAAUGCAUGGCAUUAUGUCAGAUGACGUGUGGACACUCAAUGGUAUUGGACCAGGUGGACUUACUACUAUGGAAUGGUUGAGAUUCCGCAUGAGCUCUUACUCCAAUUUUGGCUGUCGCUUCUUUGACAUUGGUAGAUUCCAAAGUGCUCUUUAUUGUUUCCAAAGAAGCACAUCGGUAGCUGGUGCAACAAUUCUGGCUUCGAAAGCAGAAGAACUGCUAAAAUCAAAGCAGACGGAAUUGGCCUUGUAUUAUUACAGAGUACUCUUGGACAAACCCAAUCAUCAAGAAGAAGCUGUGAUGAAUAUCCUAAAAAUUACAGUUGAUCAAUAUAUCGGGAUUUGGCAUGGAAAUGACAAAGUGAGAAACGCAAUUUUCUCAGCGGUGGCAAGUUUUGGAAGUAAUGUUGAAUUGCACAAAUUGGCGCUGGACGUACUAUUGGAGAAUGGACACCUGGAAGCAGCCAAAGGUUGUGUCGAUGUCAUUCUGAAAUUGGACCCAAAAUAUGAGUCAGUAAGGGCAAAAAAGGCAAAGAUUGAAGAUUUGCUGAGAGUGAAGGACAUGAAAGUACUGGAAGGGUUUCUGUACAAUUUUUGUGAUGAUCAGAAAAGGGAAGAAGGUAAUUAUCUGGUCGAGAUGGCAGAGCACCUUAAACAAACUCAAUGUUUCUCAUCAGCAGGAGAUUUAUACAAGAAAAUAUCAAAUGAAAGAGAUAUUGAUCAACUCAGAACAGUCCUAAAGGUGGGCCUGCUUAUUCUCAAGGGUUUCUUUGUGACCGAAGAAGGAAAGUAUGAGGAAUCCUUAGACUGCUAUCAAGAAGCAGUAAUCACAUUGCCACUGCCAGAGGUCUUUACGGCAAUUACCAUGCUAAUCAAGAACAGUCACUCACAAGCAGCAUGCCAUUCUUUGGUAAAACAGUUGACAAGCAGAGAUCAAAGCUACCCAGCAUCUCAUGUCUAUAUUGAUAGAUUGAAAGGAAGCCAGAAUCUUGUUGCGGUCAUCAAAUAUGAGAGAAGCAUUGAAAGGAACGGAAGUCUGAGCAACGUUGAGAAAGCAAUGCUCUAUAUUGAUCUGAGUAUGGCAGCCAUUGACAGUUCGAUGCUUGGGACAACAUUUGCAAUAGCUGCAAAUUAUAUGCUAAAGGAAAUGAAUGACCAUUCAAAGAAGAUCGAUUUGGCUUAUCUGUAUUCGAUUAGGAAUGUCAUCAAUGAGUUAUGUAUCUGUGCUGUGGUAGUUGCAAAUAAGUUUGAGCAGCCCAUCACAGAGCUGCACCUGCUGAAACAGUUGUUCAUAAUCUUCCAUCGAGCAAAUGAAUUGCUAUCAAAGUGUGCUCGCAUUAAGAGCUCCGAAAAUCGUUCACAGUCAAGAGAACCAACAAAUGUUGUUCGAGUCUUACACAAAGAAUUCAACUUGAUGAUGUGCAAGAGCUUUGAGAGGCUAGUCAAAUUGGGAAUCUUCUUCAAAGACAGCGAAGAUAUCUGUGAGGAAGACCAUUCUGAAUGUGUGUGGGUUCCAUCUGCAUUUCAUAAACGAUGUCCGUGUCGCGUAUACGGAGGUGUUCUUUUGGUACUGCGGCUGAAAGAGUAUGUAGGUGGUAAUGGAGGUGGUAAUGGAGAUGGUAAUACAGGUGGUAAUGGAGGUGAUAAUGGAGGUGGUAAUGGAGGUGGUAAUGGAGGUGGUAGUGGUGGUUGUAGUGGUGGAGGAGGAAAGCAUGACAAUACGUUGCACAGAAACAAUAAGAAUUUUACUAGUCCUAACAUGGUCCUCUACACCAUCAACAUUUUCUGUCGAGAGACCGGUGCGUUCGUGGACACCUACAAAAUAGGAAUCUCGGCAGAUCAUCGCAAGACCAAGGGCAUACCACGUCGGCUUUACAUUCAAAUAAAGGCCUUAAACGAAGGUCGAGUUCAAGGUCUAGAGUACGAUCACACAAAAUACGAAUUCCGAGGUCGACACCAUAUAUUCGAAGACGUUAUGGAUCGAGGAACACCACCAUCUGACAUCCCUAUCUAUUUCUACAAUCCCAUCUGGAAGGGGCGAAGAGAGAGUAGGAGCCAAACCCUGGACUUUGCUAUACCAACCUCGUCCGUAGGGCUUGCAUGUCGUCCGUCUCUCGAAGGACAAACAAGCAGGGACGAUGUUGUUGAAAUCGGUUCAUUCCACGAGGACUGGGAUCGUCAGUCGAGCCGUGGCUCCAUACCAACGGACAAUGUGGAUUUGCGAGUUACAGCUGUGGUGGGGGACUAUCGAUGUGCAACCCCCCGAAUAUCCUCUGAUCGCCCUCGCAUUGGACUCCCUCCCACUGUGACUAAUGCUGCUCAUCGAGAAAAGGUCCGUCAGCAGUUCGAGAGGAAGGUCGGCCAAGAGGUGGGAAUUUCGCAUGAGUCGGUGCGGAGGAUUGUCAAGAACUUGGACAUGAGGCUUACAAGCAGCAAAAGUCGAAGACAGCUGCUUGCACCGUUCAAGAUUCAAGAUAGUGAUAUCAAGAGGCGAUUUCGCCCAUUUCGAUAUCACGUGUCGAGGUCGAGCGCUCCUUAA